UCUUUCUCUCAUUGGCUAGAAAUGACUAGUUACAGGUGAAACGAAACUUAACUCGGACUAUAAGGUGCAGCACAUAGCUUCAGCUCUCACAGUCACAACAGGGGACAACAAAUAACAGAUACGUGCAACUACACUAAAACAGCGAUGGAACGAGGAAGAGGAGGGACUCUGAAGAUUCUGUUCCUGUUGACACUCUGUCUUCAAGCCUUCACUGGUCAAUGCCAAGAUUCAGGGCAUUCCUCUGAACUGAGGAUUGUUCUGGUAGGGAAGACUGGAUCAGGGAAGAGUGCAACAGGAAACACCAUCCUGGGGAGAGGUGCCUUUAAAGAAGAGGCCUCCUUUGUGUCUGUAACUGAAAAAAGUGAGAAACAGAGUGGAGUGGUGGAUGGGAGGAAGAUUGAUGUCAUCGACACCCCGGGGCUCUAUGACACAAAACUGUCUAAAGAAGAGAUGAAAAGUCAAAUAGAGAAGGCCAUCUACAUGUCAGUUCCAGGACCCCACGCCUUCCUGCUGGUGAUCGGACUGGGGAGGUUCACAGAGGAGGAGAGGAACACUGUGAAGUGGAUCCAGGAAUUCUUUGGAGAAGAAGCAUCAAACUACACAAUCAUUCUGUUCACCGGUGGAGACCAGCUGAAGGACGUAUCAGUGGAGGACUUGGUGAAUGAGAGUGAGGAGCUUAUGAAACUCGUCAAGGUCUUUAAGGGCAGACAUCAUUUCUUCAAUAAUAAAAAGAAGAAUGACACCACUCAGGUCAAAGAGCUGCUGAAGAAGAUAGAUGAGAUGGUGAAGAAAAAUGGAGGAAAACACUACAUUAACGAGAUGUACAAGGAGGUCCAGAGGAAAAUCAAAGAGGAGGAGGAGAGGAAGAAACAGGAAGAGGAGAAGAGAGAACAGCAAGAGAAUGAGAAACUGGAGGGGGAGAUCAGGAAACGUGAAGAGAAGGUGAGAGAGGAGGAGAGGAAGAAACAGGAGGAGAUCAGGAAACAGGUAGACGAAGCGAGAGAGGAGAUCAGGAAACAGGCAGACAAGGCGAGAGAGAUAGAGAAGGCGAGAGAGAAGUCAAUGGACCUAUUGGGAAAGGUUUUGGGAUUGGUAGCAACUGUUGUCACAGCGGUGGUAGCAGGACCAGCAGCAAUUCCAGUUGGAAUUGCUGUACUUGCAAAAGAGGUAGUUGAAGUUGUAGUUGAACAUUUUCAAGAUUCUCAGUAAGUAAAGAUGAGGAAGAGGAGGCAGUGUGAAGUACCACUCUCUUCCUCAUCUUAAUGUCAAGUAGUAGCAGUUGAUUAAUACUGUACAACGACAACCAUCAGGGAUUGUUCAUCACUUUCUAAUAUGAUCAGUUAUAUAACAUGUUUAUCAUUCAGAGGCUCAGGGAUAAUAACAUAGGAGGCUGUUCAGAAAAAAUGUGUUCUCCCUCUACCCUCCCUCCCUGGUCUGUGUUCUCCCUCUAUCCCCCCUCCCUGGUCUGUGUUCUCCCUCUAUCCCCCCUCCCUGGUCUGUGUUCUCCCUCUAUCCCCCCUCCCUGGUCUGUGUUCUCCCUCCCUGGUCUGUGUUCUCCCUCUACCCUUCCUCUAUCCUCCCUCCCUGGUCUGUGUUCUCCCUCUACCUUCCCUCCCUGGUCUGUGUUCUCCCUCCCUGGUCUGUGUUCUCCCUCUACCCUUCCUCUAUCCUCCCUCCCUGGUCUGUGUUCUCCCUCUACCCUUCCUCUAUCCUCCCUCCCUGGUCUGUGUUCUCCCUCUACCCUUCCUCUAUCCUCCCUCCCUGGUCUGUGUUCUCCCUAUACCCUCCCUCCCUGGUCU
Molecule: messenger RNA, 1799 nt
Organism: Salvelinus fontinalis (brook trout)
Lineage: Eukaryota; Metazoa; Chordata; Actinopteri; Salmoniformes; Salmonidae
Product: GTPase IMAP family member 4-like
Exons: 3
Coding region: 145-1209 (354 amino acids)
Molecular function (GO): GTP binding
Source: RefSeq, a predicted model, not a curated record